UGUUGUCAUGGCGGCGGUUUAAACUGCAGUCAAGCUCGUUUUUAGCACACAAUAUGGGCAUACCGUCUCAUAUUUUACAUUACUGUGUUUUUCAUACGCUUACUUUUUAACCCUUUAUACUGUAUGUUUAUUUUUUUUGUCAAGUGCAACUUUUAUUGAAUGAGCGUCGAACCGUUGCUAAUGCUAACCGUCGUUUGAGGGUCUGCUUGGUUUUAGUUUGCGAUAUAUGAUUCAUAUAUAGAGGAAGGAAAUUACUGGUUGUUUUGAAAUGAAGCCAAUACUUUCCCGACCUCUGUGAUUUUGCUACAAUGAUAUCCCAAACAAAGCUUUUGUUCAAUGAGGACAUCCUGGCAAGAACCAGCAACAGAGCCACUCGUGUUGCCUCACCAAGCGUCAUUGUAAUUGAAAAACUGCUGCCAAACUCUCGGGAGCGUCAACACAAUGUGGACAGCAACCAGAGCUCGUUCGGUUUUACUGUACUCUCUGAGGAGAGUGUUAACAAUGCAGUCCUGCUCGCCAAGAGAGAUCUGAGAAACAUGCGCCUACAUUCAAACGAUCAACAAGACUCGGUACUUGUGACCAAUGGUGUGACUGUGUAUCAGGAUUUGGAAGUGGACCAGGAAAAGUCUAAAGCAAAAAGUUCAGAAGUGAAACCAAUUAGACCUAUAUCAAAACCUCUGCCCAAACCAUCCAAGAAGUCAUCUCAGAGAGCCCCAACUUCUGCUGUUCUUCCUGCUGGACCUAAAGCCAGAAAUCCUGCCCUGAAACCAUUAGGGGACAAUCAGAAGUCUGUGUUAGGCCAAGAAAUAUGCAGGCUACAGAAUGAGCUGGAGUUGUAUGUCAGGAAAGUUGAAGAUCUGGCUAAUAAAGAGGAGAAAGAGGAAGAACCACUGGAUCCUGACGAGGAAAAGAAAAUACAAAUACGACGGGAGAAGCAGGCAGCUCGUUCAUCACGCUUCAUUUACGAUCUGCAACACCAGGUAAAAGAGAUUCAAGAUGAUAUCGUGAAGCUGCGCAGCCAGAAUCUUUGGGACAGCAACAAGUCCACAGCAGUGCAUAGACUUGCUGCUGCCCACCGUGGUACACUCCGGGCGCUGCAACUUGUUGUCCAGCAGAUUGAAGAUCUAUCCCGGGGCGUAUUGCCGCCUCAUCACAGAGAACUUGGCCAGCUGAUCCGUCAGCUUUCUUUGUGCUCAGCCAAGAUAGAAGUUGAUCAUGGUUCAGUUGUGCCUGAGGCAACGCUCGACAUCCUACAGAAACUGGAGACUCUAGAUUCUGCUUGGAAUAAACAAACGCUGCACAACACUCAUGUAUCGGCAAGUCCUCCACGCAGGCGGUCCCCUCAUCACAGCAUGUCCCCUCAGAGAGCACCCAGAGGAGCCAGCAAGACCCGAGGGCGAUCUAAACCCACCAAUCUAAAAAGAAAUAAUCAUGGCAAAAGGAAGCGAUUGCAAAAACCCCAGGUUACGUUUUCCCAACCGUUGACGAGAGGAGACGUGCUGAGGGGCUGCUUGCAGCUUCUCGCCCAGCAGAGGGGGCUAGUCUUACACACAAACACUCCUCACGCUGAAGCGACAGCGCCUCAACCGUUGUGGAGAAAACCCAAACCAACGAUGACGGACAAUCCGAAGCCAGAUGUCAGCUUCCAUCAGCCCACUGUUGCCUCCCGGCUGAGAGUCAAUCAAAUCCCCCAAAAAGAGCAGUCAGUGCCCUGGAUGCCCACAUCUCCUCACACGCCUUAUCCCGCCCGAUCCCCUGAAAGGAGCCGACCAGCACCCCGUUGUCUAUUCUCCACUGAAAAACCCCCACAGAGUCCCCCAAAGCAGGCGGCAGCAUGCAUUGGCAAAGAACCAGCUGUGAAAGCUUCUUCACAAAGGAAAAUAUAUCAAGAAGAAGAAGCAGUAAGACGUGGCCGGCUGGAAACAGCGACAACGAGGCAACUGAAAGAAGAUGGUGAACACAUUCAGAGAUUCAGGCCUGACAACGUCUCACCGACUCAGAGGGCAGAGCAGGUCAGACAGAGAAUGCAGCCGCUGCUUGAUGAAGUGCAGCAAAUAAGAAAGGCCGGGAAUGCAGCCACUUCUCCCCUGAGGAGUUUGUUGUCUGAGACUGCAGCUGAGACGGCAGCAGAGAGUCCUGAACAGCUGAGCGAAGCCAUUUUGGAAGAUUUGUCUCAGGGCACGACCCAGAACUGCCUGGAGACCAUGCUGCUUCGCAUGGAGGCAAUCCAGGUGAGGGGUACCCCACAGACAAGCUCAUCAGAGAAAGGUCUCUGCUGCACCAGAAAGAGGGACCAGGAGGAAGUGAGGCGGAGGUUUGCUUCAAUCACCUACUCGGACCCACAACACUGGAGCCAAACAGGAGGAGCAGGACGCUUUGGUUCAGGCACUCAGCCGGUUUCUCCUCUGCCAAUUAGACUCACAAGGCCGGUUUUAAGACUCAACCCUGAAGCUGAUAUUCUCCUAGAGAAACCUGUGGAUACUGGGGCCAGCGUCCUCUCGGAGACCAGCGUGACAGAGGAUGCUCCGCCAGACGCUCCGCCGUCUGGUACCAGCAAGUUCCCGGGUCCAGUGGCGAGAAGAACCGCGGCGACUGUUCUGUCUGUACCAGGAAGCAUGCUGGGGAGAAUCCGCAGAUACCGGGAGGCGUAUAGUUCUCACCUUUUUGGGUCUCGUGAGGAUGUCAUUGGCCUCAACCCUUGGGCCAUCGCAGAUAGUCUGGCAGAGGAACUCCUGUCUGAGGUCAUGGCCGACGUGGCAGCUGAAUUCCAGGACGUAGCCGAGGAAUAUACGGAAGCCAUCUUCACCUCUGAGUUCCUGAAGCCAGUUCCUGCCGCCUCUGCUGCAGCAAUGAUGGCCUGAGAGGACGUCAGUUAUGUAGUUUACUAACCAUCAUGAACUCCGUGUUGUGUUUAUAAAUUGGGAUUUUCAUCUAUUUAUUUUUUCACAUCUUUUUUUGUUACACUUACUUUUUGAUUCCAGUAGUUUGAUGCUUGCUGUGUAAAAUACAAAUCAUGGGAAACUCUGAUUGACGUAUUUGCUGUCCUU
Synchiropus splendidus (mandarinfish) is the source of this 3047-nucleotide messenger RNA. Its product is annotated as KIAA0753 ortholog. Bases 309 to 2861 code for a protein of 850 amino acids. Gene Ontology annotation, cellular component: centriolar satellite. The record is from RefSeq and is a predicted model, not a curated record. Gene Ontology annotation, biological process: centriole replication; protein localization to centrosome. NCBI's taxonomy places the organism in Eukaryota, Metazoa, Chordata, Actinopteri, Syngnathiformes, Callionymidae. The transcript has 18 exons.